Teleopsis dalmanni is the source of this 3151-nucleotide messenger RNA. Its product is annotated as exosome complex exonuclease RRP44-like. Bases 78 to 3026 code for a protein of 982 amino acids. NCBI's taxonomy places the organism in Eukaryota, Metazoa, Arthropoda, Insecta, Diptera, Diopsidae. Gene Ontology annotation, molecular function: RNA binding; endonuclease activity; 3'-5'-RNA exonuclease activity. The transcript has 9 exons. Gene Ontology annotation, biological process: rRNA catabolic process. Gene Ontology annotation, cellular component: cytoplasmic exosome (RNase complex); nuclear exosome (RNase complex). The record is from RefSeq and is a predicted model, not a curated record.
CGGUUUCACUCUUAUUAUUUUGAUUAGCGCCGCAUGUUUUUGUAUAUUCUUUUCUGAUAGCUUUGUAAGUUAUAAAAAUGCAAACAUUAAGGGAGUACACGCGUAAAACUAGACGUGGGAAUGUAUUAAAGGUUGUACGUGAACACUACUUACGGGAUGACCUUAGUUGUGGUUCAGAUAUUUGCAAUGUUUGUAACCGUCAAGAUGUACCACCUGUACUAUUACGUGAAAGAAUGUUGCGAACCACACUAUUUGAUUUUCCACAUUAUAUAGUGCUGGAUAGUAAUAUUAUAUUGGAUCAGAUAGAUGUACUCGAAGAAGACGUUCUGUGUAAUGUUAUUAUAUUUGCGACUGUAAUGAAUGAAGUCCGAAAGAAGAGUUCAGUAAUAUACAAGCGUUUCAAAAAUGUUUUACAACUUAAAACAAGAGGAUUUUAUGCUUUCAUCAAUGAACAUCAUAAAGAUACCUAUGUGGAACAAAUGCCCAAUGAAUCUUCUAAUGAUCGUAACGAUCGCGCUAUUAGAGUUGCUACAAAAUGGUAUGAUAAACAUUUGCUUGAUUCUCAACAAAGUAAUUCAUUCAAAAGGUCUGGUCAACCUCAGACGCGUGUGGUUUUCAUAACAGACGAUGCUGCAUGUCGUGAAAUCAGUAAAAAUGAAGGUAUACUUGCAUGUACUGCAGAAGAGUAUAUAAGUUCUUUGUCAGAUUAUCCAUUACUUGUUGACAAACUUGCACGUAAAUCUUUCGAUAGUGAAAAGCCUUCUUUACCAGUCUAUCCUAGUCAUCUUACAAUGGUUGAGAUUCAUGAAGGUAUCAGAACAAAACGUUUCUUGCAAGGUAAUUUUCAAGCUUCAAGAGAAAAUUACUUGGAAGGCAAUGUUUCUGUUGAAGGCUACGACAAUCCAAUACUUUUACAAGGGCGUGAGGCUAUGAAUCGUGCUGUUGAUGGCGAUAUAGUAGCUAUUGAACUCUUGCCAGAAGCCGAGUGGUCCACGCCAAGUGAGAUUGUACUAGAAGAAGUAGAGAAUAUCGAAGGUUUAGAAGAUCAAAAAAUUGCCGAAAGGGAGAUGGAUAUGUUUAAGAACACUGUUAGUAAAAUCUCUGAGGAAAAGCGACCAACUGGUAGAGUCAUAGGUAUAAUACGUCGCAAAUGGCGCCAAUACUGUGGUAUAUUACAAAAAAGUGUUCUUGAAAAUACGAACCGUCAUAUUUUUGUACCAGCUGAUCGUAAAAUUCCACGCAUACGUAUUGAAACACGGCAGUCAAAGAAACUAUUAGAUCAACGUAUUGUGGUUGCUAUAGAUAGUUGGCCAAGAUUCUCUCGCUAUCCAAAUGGGCAUUUUGUUCGCUCCCUAGGGCCUUUAGGUGAUAUUAAAACAGAAAACGAAGUAAUAUUACUUGAGCAUGAUGUACCGCACAGUAAAUUCUCGGAAGAGGUUUUGAGUUUCUUACCAAAAUUGCCAUGGACAAUUACUAAUGAAGACUACGAGAAACGUGUUGAUUUACGUGACCUUUACAUAUGUUCCGUUGAUCCACCUGGCUGCACAGAUAUUGAUGAUGCUUUACAUUGUCGUAGUUUGCCGAAUGGUAAUUUAGACGUUGGUGUGCAUAUUGCAGAUGUAAGUCACUUUAUUCGACCUGGCAAUGCCUUGGAUAAAGAGGCAGCAGCGCGUGGUACAACUGUGUAUCUUGUGGGGAAACGUAUUGAUAUGGUACCAGAAUUAUUAAGUAGUAAUUUGUGCUCUUUGGUUGGCGGGGAAGAACGUUUUGCGUUUUCUUGUUGCUGGGAAAUGGAUAAAGACGCUAAAAUAAUUUCUAAAAGAUUUCAUAAGAGUGUUAUUAAGUCAAAGCGAGCAAUGACUUAUGAAGAAGCACAAUGCAUUAUCGAUGAUAAAACUCAACACAAUGAAAUUGCACAAUCAUUAAGAAAUCUUAAUAAUUUGGCAAAAAUACUUAAAAAACGGCGCAUGGAUAAUGGUGCUUUAGUGUUAGCGUCGCCUGAAAUACGUUUCCAAGUAGAUAGCGAAACGCAUGAACCACUUGAGGUUGAAGCGAAACAAAUGCGCGAUACUAAUUCUAUGGUAGAAGAGUUUAUGUUAUUAGCAAAUAUUACUGUAGCUGAGCAUAUAGCAGCUGAAUUUCCUGAGUGCGCUAUGCUUCGAAGACAUCCCCGACCACCACCUACCAAUUUUGAUCCUCUUAUCAAAUCCGCACGACAUCAAGGUUUUGAAAUAAAAACUGAGUCUGGUUUGGAUUUAGCAAAUUCAUUGGAUCACUGUGUUAAAGGAGAUAAUCCAUACUUUAAUACAAUGAUAAGAAUUUUAACAACACGUUGUAUGAUGCAAGCUGUCUAUUUUACAAGUGGUACUGUACAAAAGAGUGAAUUCUUUCAUUAUGGUUUAGCAGCACCAAUUUAUACACAUUUUACUUCGCCAAUUAGAAGAUAUUCUGACAUUGUGGUGCAUCGUCUAUUGGCUGCUUCAAUAGGAGCGGAUAGUACAUAUACAGAUUUGUUAAAUAAAAAAUUAAAUGAAAAUAUAUGUCAGAACUUGAAUUAUCGACAUAAAAUGGCACAAUAUGCUGGAAGAGCUUCAGUAGCAUUAAAUACACAUGUUUACUUUCGCGGUAAAACUCAGGAUGUAGAAGGUUAUAUACUUUUUGUCCGCAAAAAUGCUUUGCAAGUGUUAAUACCUAAAUUUGGUUUGGAAGGCACAGUAUAUCUCAAUCCACUUAAAGAUGAUAAUUAUAAAUUACCAGCUAGUGUCAAAUUUACUUACAGCGAAGAUUAUCACACACAGAGCUGUGGGAAUGUGGUAUUUCAUGCAUUUGAUCCUGUAACCGUGCGCCUAACUUUAGAUUCAUCAAAUGUACAACAUGAAAAACUUGUUUUUAAUUUAGUUAAACCAUUCAUAAAAGGAUUUAGUGUUGAAGAUGCGUCGGUAAUGGAUGUCUGUGAAAAUCAGGCAAAUAUACAAGUGCAACAACCACCAAAAAAGAAAUCCAAGAAAUCGAAAACGGAAAAAUAAUUUCAAUAUAUUAUAGCUAAAUCACAGGGACAUAAGUUUCCAUUAAAAGUGGAGUAUUACCACCUUUAGAUCAUUUGUAAUACUUGCAUAUACAAUAUGCAUAUCUAAUAUGUAAAACUUUUAUA